UCGACUCGGUAGAUAUGGCGACAGUUUCGUCGCUGCCGUAAAGAUUGUUUAAAAGAUUGCACUGUCAACAGAAUAAUCUGUAGGACCUUCCGGAACAGUAAAAAAACUCAUCGAAGAUUCAAGGACGCGAGUAAUCUUUGUCGAACCCUUUAUUCUUUCUUUUUGGGGUCGUCACUAAAAAGAAUCAACAAACUGAGCUAACGUUAGCUGGCUAAGGGUUAGCUUACCUGGCUAACGAAUCUGCUAAAUUAGCUUUGCAAAAUGGCGGCGAACACGGCCCAACAAACUGCCUCUGCAAAUUGGCCAUAUGGCACUGGAGCUAGUUCUGGUCCAGAGGCCCCGGUCCACGAGAACCCGGAAUGGGAGAAGGCUAGACAGGCGCUGGCCUCCAUCAGUAAGAGUCAGAGCAGCACCAAAGGUUCUCAGAACAACCGGACCACGACACAGGCGGGUCAGUACCAGGCCUCGGUAACGGACUCCUCAGCUAUGCAGCAGCAGCAGCAGCAGCAGCAGUACUAUCAGUGGUACCAACAGAACCAGCAGCAGUACCCGGGCUACACUUACCCAUACAACCCGUACUACUACCCCAUGGCACCGUAUGGUGGGGCAUAUCCUCCAGGCCAGUAUGCUGUCCCCGGAGCCUAUCAGAGUCCCCCCACCCCAACAGGACAGCCCCCUGCCAUGUCUAUGAUGGAGGACCAGUCCUCUAGUUACCCCUCAAACACCCAGCAGCCCCCUGCCACGCCCCAGCCCCCUCCCCAAAGCCCCACCACGCCCUCUUCAUCCGACCAGCCCCCGCCCCCACCUCCCCCUCCCAUCCCACCCCCUCCCAAUGCCCAGUACCCCCCUCCACCGACCCAGCCCCCCUACAGCCCCAACGGGGUGCACCCCUACCCCCCCAGUGACUCCGCCCAGAUGCGGGGCUAUCCCCCGGGCAGGCCGGGGUAUGGGCAGGGGUACCAGCCGCCCCUGCAAGGGUACCAGGCCUCCCAGCCCCUGAACCAGCAGCAGGGCCCUUACGGCGGGGCGGGCCGCGGAGACCUCAGCAAAAAACCCAACAACAACAACAACCCCAUCAACAACAACAACAACAACAAAGGUGGACAACAGCUAUGGCAUCGCAUGAAACAGGCUCCCGGCACAAGCACAGUCAAAUUCAACCUCCCAAAACGCUCUUACGUCAUGGCCAAUCAGAACUUCCCGUCGACCGAGCCUGCCCCGGGCGUGGCCGCCGCCACCGCGACCACCUCCGCCACCUCGGUUUCCAUGGCUACCACCGCCACGACAGCAGGGGCCGCACAGACACGGCCUCAGGACUGGCCCCAGGCGAUGAAGGAAUAUGUUCAGCGCUGUUUCACGGCGUGUGAGUCAGAGGAGGAUAAGGACCGGACCGAGAAGGUUCUGAAGGACAUGCUGCAGUGUCGUCUGCAGGACGGGUCGGCCUACACCAUCGACUGGACCAGAGAACCCCUGCCAGAUCUGCGGCAGAAGCAGUCGCGUUGGGAGGCCGUACCCCCUCAGCGUUCUCAGGAGAGCUCCGUCGGACGGGGCGGGGCCACGAGAGGCAGGGGCGGGGCCAGGAUCGGCAACUACAGAAACGUGUUCUCUCAGAGGAGCCCGUCCUCCAGCUCCUCCCGCUCCUCGUCGCGAAGCCCCUCCCCCCACAGGCACAGGGACCGGGGCAGACACAGGCGCAGCGACUCCGGCUCUCAGUCUGACAGCAGCAUGUCCAGCGACCUCCGACCCCAGGUGUCGCGGCGUAACCAGAAGGGCGGGCGUGGCCGCGGGGUCGACAGGGAGCGAGGGCGCGGGGGAGGAGGCGAGCGAGGAGGAAGAGGAAGAGGAGGAAGAGCGAACAGGGGAAAGAGAAACUUGGAGGAGGCGGGCGGCGGCGCGGGGAAGAAGCGGAAAGGCGGGAACGCCGGCCUGGACUUCCACGACCCGAACCGGGAGGCGAAGAAACAGAGCCGCGCGGCCCGGUUUCACACCAAGCUGCGCGCGGAGCCGCUGGUCCUGAACAUCAACGCCCUGGACCUGCCCAGCGGCACCCAGGAGGCCCUGAGCUGGGAGGACUGCCCCAUCGUCGGCACCUGUCAGGACAUCACCAAAAACUACCUCCGCCUCACCUGCGCCCCUGACCCCUCCACCGUCCGACCCGUCCCCGUGUUGCGUAAGUCUCUGCUGUCUGUAAAGGCUCACUGGAAAACGAAUCAGGAUUACCAGUACGCCUGUGAACAGAUGAAAUCCAUUCGCCAGGACCUCACUGUCCAGGGAGUCCGCACAGACUUCACUGUCGAGGUUUAUGAGACCCAUGCCCGUAUCGCUCUAGAGAAGGGCGACCACGAGGAGUUUAACCAGUGUCAGACACAGCUGAAGGCCCUGUAUAAGGACUGUCCUUCAGCCAACGUGGGAGAAUUCACUGCCUACAGGCUUCUCUACUACAUCUUCACCAAGAACUCCGGAGACUUGACGACCGAGCUGGUGUACCUGACCCCCGCGCUGCGUGAGGACGAGUGUGUGUCACACGCCUUGGCGCUCCGCGCCGCCUGGGCCCUGGGCAACUUCCACCGUUUCUUUCAGCUGUACAGCCGGGCACCGCGCAUGGCCGCCUACCUCAUCGACAAGUUUUUGGACAGAGAGAGGAAACAGGCACUCAGGGCCAUAGUCAAAUCGUUCAGGCCGUCUGUAUCAGUGGAGUAUGUGCAGUCUGCUCUGGCCUUGCCUUGUUUAGACACAUGCUUGGCGUUCCUCUCCGGGCUGGGGGUUACAUUUAUGGCCGGUGACAGUAGCAAGAUCGACUGCAAAGCCACCUCCGCUAGUCUUACCAUGUCAUAACAGCGACCCCCACUCUGACCCCCCCCCCCCCCC
This is a messenger RNA of Chanos chanos (milkfish), 2868 nucleotides long. It is a transcript of the gene leng8, whose product is annotated as leukocyte receptor cluster (LRC) member 8. NCBI's taxonomy places the organism in Eukaryota, Metazoa, Chordata, Actinopteri, Gonorynchiformes, Chanidae. Gene Ontology annotation, cellular component: nucleus. The transcript has 15 exons. Bases 262 to 2835 code for a protein of 857 amino acids. The record is from RefSeq and is a predicted model, not a curated record.